AUGAACACAAACAUUAUUUUAAUAAUGGAAAUAGCUUAAACAAUAUGGUGGUCAAUACUAUCUAUAAUUUUUGGAUGGAAUAAUUAUCUUAUUACUAUAACUCUAUCUUCUUUAUCCAUAAUUAUAUAAUUAGGCUUAUUAAUUGCACUUAGAAAAAUUACAAACAAUGAUCACCUUAUUAGAAUCACAGUACUAUUCUUAAUUAAUAAUAUUGUUUAUACUGAAUUGAACUUAUAAAUCAACUAAAAUUUAAAUGCAUUUACUAAUCAUACUAAUACACUUAUUAUUGUCUCAAAUUAAUGUAUCAUUAACGAAAUUGUUACUUUAUAAAUUUCAUAUAGACUUUUAAAGUUUGGUUACCCUUGCUAUAUAAUUUUAAGGUUAUUUUCAAUUUUAUUCAUCAAUUUUGACUACUACAUAUUAGAGAGUAUAAUUGUUGUAUUUGCGAUAACUAUUGCUUUAUUAGGGUAUGAACAACCAAUAUUUACAACUUAAUUAAAUCUCUCUCUAAAAGUAUAAGCAUCCAACAACAAUAAAUUUAUAAAUUAAAUAGGAUAAGCUCAAUAAAAAAACAAGAAAAUUCAGUCUUCUAGUCAAUUGUUUAUUUAAGAUAAUUAGAAAGAUAAAAUUAGUAAUUUCAGCAAUUAAACUAAUAAAAAUUAAUCUUCUGAUUAAUUCUUUUCUAUUGUUGGUAAUUCAUUAAGAAAAAGAGUCACUGUUGAUGUUGAUAAAACUGAAAUCUAAUUAAAUCUUUUUUUUAAUCAUCUUAUGGAUUAUUUUAAUUAAGGAGUAAUUAUUUUAAAUUAAUACUAAUAAAUUUAAUACAUGAAUAAAAAAUGUUCAAGACUUUUACCUUCUUAAGGAGAAGAAUAAAUUAUAUUAAUGAUAAAAGAAUCUUUGAAUAUUACACUUUUAAACACAAAAACAUAAUUAUCAUUAUCUCAUACAUAAAGAAAACUUGAAAUGAAUCAAUAGACUUUGGAAGAUAUUUUUAUUUAAGCAUAAAAAAAAAGGUUAUAAUUAGAUAUAUUUGAUAUUCUAUUAAAUUAAUAGAAGUAUCUUAAAUAAUAUUAUCCUCAUUAAACAGAUUUUGAUGGAGAAAAUAGUAGUAUUUAAGAUUCUCCUUAUUCAAAUAGAAAUUAAAAUCAAUUUAAUUUCGAUUUAAUUUUUUAACCUGAUAGACAUAUUAAAUUAAGUAUUAUUUUAACUUAAUUUACUAAUUAACAAUUAGAUUAAAUUAUUAAUGGUUCUAAAUCAUAAUUUGGAGAUUAAACUUAAUAACCUUACAUAUUUUUAUUGAUGAAGAAUAUUACACAUAAAAAAUAAAUUGAAAAAUUAAAAAAAUAUAAUCAAUAAUCAUCAGAAAUGUUAAAUAAUUUUUCAUUUGAAUUACGAACACCUCUUAAUAUUAUAUCCUAGGUCGUGAGCAUAACAAAAGAUCUAACAAAAGAGUAAUAAGUAAUUCGAGAAUAUCUUGAAUUGAUGUAAUGUUCAAACUCCAUGUUAUAUCAUUCAAUAAAUGACAUAUUAGACUAUUCUUCAAUAUAAUCUGAUAUGUUUCAUUAUAAAUUUAAUUUAUUUUAAAUUUAAGAUAUAAUUUAAGAGAUUGAACAUAUUUUUAUUUAGUAGGUGAAACAAAAAAAUGUUUAAUUUUAGAUUAAAGUAUAAAAUUGUCUACUUGAAAAAUAGAUUUAUUCUGAUAAACAACGUAUAAUACAAGUUAUAAUUAAUAUUCUAAAUUAUUCUUAUCAUUAAGCUAAAGCAGGUGGUGAAAUGUCAUUAUCUUUAUUUUAUAAUGAUGAAUAGAGAAUAUAGAUUACAGUUCAUUAAAAUGAAAUUCUAAAAAAUGGAAAUAAUUAAAUUAUGCCAAAAUAGAUUAUUUUAAAAAAUAAAGAAAAUGAUAGACCAUUUAUUUUAACUUAAAAACCUGAAUUAGGAUUAGGAUUGAAUCUAUCUGCAAAAUUGGUUUAAGGUUUAAUUGAAACUAAUGAUAAUUAUGUUGAGAUUUUAACAUGUUUAUAAAAUGGAACAAGUAUCAGUUUUUGGAUUCAAGAUUUGGAUUUAAGUUAAUCUUAAGAACAAAUAUUUUUAAGAGGUUCAUUUAAUACAGGUAAAUUUAUGACAUACAAGAAAUCAAGAUCAUUAUAAGAUGAUAAUUUUGUAAUUCGUAGAUAUAGUGAUUAUAUAAUUUAAGAUGAUAACUAUUAUUUAGAAAAAAUAGGUCAAAAAUCUGAGUAUUUAAAUUCAAAUGAUAGUCCAAAGAUUGUAGAUGAUUUAAAUUAAAAGAUUAAAGUUCCACAAUAAAAUUAUUUUUAAUUUAAAUCUUUAGAAAGUCCCAUCUAAGGAAAUAAAACUUUUUCUUUUAAAUAUUCAACAUUAUAAGCUCAUGAAUGUACCAAUUUUUGUAAAAAAAUUUUAAUAGUCGAUGAUUAAGUUUUAAAUUUAAUAGCAUUCAAAGCUUUAUUAAAUCAUCAUAAAAUUUAAUGUGAUUCAGCUUAUGAUGGAAUUCAGGCUAUUUAAAAAGUUAAAGAGAAAAUGAAUACUAUGUGUUAAUAUUAUGAUAUUAUUUUUAUGGAUAUUGAAAUGCCAGGUAUGAAUGGUUUUGAAACAUCAAAAGAAGUAACAAAAUUAUAAUUAUAAGAUAAUUUAAUAAGGUGGUAAAAAACCAAUAAUUAUCAUGUGUUCAGCAUAUGAUACUAAAGAAAAUAUGAAUUAAAGUGAUCACUAAGGCAUAAGUGAAUUUUUACCUAAGCCAAUAAAUAAGAUUCAUCUACUUAGAAUUCUCAAUAAAUAUCAAUUAGUCAGAUGA
Paramecium sonneborni is the source of this 2809-nucleotide messenger RNA. NCBI's taxonomy places the organism in Eukaryota, Ciliophora, Oligohymenophorea, Peniculida, Parameciidae. The record is from the annotation of a GenBank genome assembly.